AAAGAGGUCAAAAUGUUCCGGAAGUCUCAGUUACGCAACAUGCAGUGACCAGUAUCGACCACCAGGGGGCGGCAGUGAGCGCCGCGGCUUGUCUCCGCCCCGAAAAUCCGUCCAGCGGAAGAAGAAACCGUCAACAAGAGAGGCGAAAGUUUACCUGCAGCGACACUUCACCCCGAUCUCCGCACGGACAGGAAUGGGGCCCGCAGCGGGGACGCGCGCUUCACGCCGACUCUUCUUCAUCCUCCUCGCGGCCGCCGGUUGUUUUCGAUGGGUUGAGGCCCAACACUGUAUUUGGUACGGCGAGUGUGGCGACUCGCCGGUCUCUGGAAAAAAAUACAACUGCAACUACACGGGCCCCCCCCAACCGUUAGAGCCGGACGCUUAUGAUCUCCUCAAAGAGCUUUGUCCCGGAUACGACUAUGGAAAUCGAAGUUUGUGCUGCAACGCCGACCAGCUGCGCACGCUCAAAGGAAGCCUGCAGCUUCCACUCCAGUUCCUGUCUCGGUGUCCCGCCUGCUUCUAUAACCUGAUGAACCUCUUCUGCGAGCUCACCUGCAGCCCCCACCAGAGUCAGUUUGUGAACACCGUCAAGGUGAACGGCACCAAUGUGGUGGAGGUGCAGUAUUACAUUGGAAAGACGUUUUCCAGCGCCAUGUACAACGCCUGCAGCGACGUUCAGGCCCCCUCCAGUAACGUGAAGGCCUUAUCGCUGCUGUGCGGCAGAGACGCUCGGGACUGCAACGCCACCAACUGGAUUCAGUACAUGUUCAGCACCAGCAACGGACAGGCUCCGUUUCCCAUCGACCCCGUGUUCUCUGACGUGCCGGUGUCGGGUUUCACCCCCAUGAACAAUAAGACGUACGCCUGCACAGAGGGCCUCGAGGACGGCUCUGGUCCCUGCUCCUGUCAGGACUGCACCAAAGCCUGCGGCCCCAAACCCGUCCCUCCGGCUGCCCUUCCUCCCUGGACCAUCUUUGGUUAUGACGCCAUGAAUGUCAUCAUGGGGAUCUCCUAUUUGUCUUUCCUGCUUGUCCUGUUAGUGCUGGGAGCUUUGUGUUACAGGCGGAGACCCAUCAUUUCAGAGUAUGGCCCCAUUUUGGACAGCAACAACCCGCUCUCUUUGAACGACGAUGAUUUGAGCUUAGCGAGCCCGUCGUGCUGUGAAACUCUGGGAGAGCGCUUUGAGAGUUUCCUGCGAGUCCUGUUCAGCUCCUGGGGGUCCUUCUGCGUGCGGAACCCAUUUGUGGUGGUUCUGGGCAGCGUGGUGCUGGUGGUGGCGUUCUCUUUUGGCCUGCGAUACAUGCGCAUCACCACAGACCCGGUGGAGCUGUGGUCGUCCCCCACCAGCCAGGCUCGGCAGGAGAAGGACUACUUUGACAGCCACUUCGGACCCUUCUUCAGAACAGCGCAGCUCAUCAUCACCACCCCGAGGGAGGACAAUUACACAUAUUCUCCAUACUUUGGUGGUUCAGACGUUCCUUUCAAAGCCAUCUUUAACAAAGACCUCUUGCACCAGGUUCUGGACCUUCAGCUCGCCAUUGAAAACCUUGCAGCCACGUACGACGGUCAAAGUGUCACCCUGAAGGACAUCUGCGUGGCCCCGCUGGCUCCGUACAACAACAACUGCACCAUCUUAAGUGUCCUCAACUAUUUCCAGAACAGCCACUCCGUGCUGGAUCACACCAUCGGAGACGAAUUUUUCAUCUACGCCGACUUUCACAGCCACUUCCUCUACUGUGUCAGCGCCCCAGCAUCCCUGAACGACACCACCCUCCUCCAUGACCCCUGUCUGGGCACCUUUGGGGGCCCCGUGUUCCCCUGGCUGGCGCUCGGCGGUUAUGAUGACACAAACUACAACAACGCCACGGCUCUGGUCAUCACCUUCCCUCUCAACAACUACCUGAACGACUCGGUCCGAAUGGGCAAAGUUCUGGCCUGGGAGAAAGAGUUCAUCGGCUUCAUGAAGAACUUCUCCAACUCCAACCUGACCAUCGCCUUCAGCGCAGAGAGGAGCGUGGAGGACGAGAUCGACCGCGAGAGCAACAGCGACAUCAACACCAUCCUGAUCAGCUACAUCAUCAUGUUCGUCUACAUCUCGCUGGCUCUGGGGCACAUCCACAGUCUCCGCAUGCUCCUGGUGGACUCUAAGAUCUCUCUGGGCAUCGCCGGCAUCCUGAUCGUUUUGGGUUCCGUGUCCUCGUCUCUGGGCAUCUUCAGCUACGCUGGCAUCCCGCUCACGCUCAUCGUGAUCGAGGUCAUUCCCUUCCUGGUGCUCGCCGUCGGAGUCGAUAACAUCUUCAUUAUAGUCCAGACGUUGCAGAGGGACGAGCGGCUGCAGAACGAGGAGCUUCACCAGCAGAUCGGACGCGUUCUGGGAGACGUGGCUCCCAGCAUGUUCCUCUCGUCCCUGUCGGAGACGGUGGCCUUCUUCCUGGGCGCUCUGUCCAACAUGCCUGCCGUGAGGACGUUCUCACUGUUUGCCGGUUUGGCCAUUUUCAUCGAUUUCCUGCUGCAGAUCAGUUGCUUCGUCAGCUUGUUGGGACUGGAUGCCAGAAGGCAGGAGCGGAAUCGCCUGGACAUCUGCUGCUGUGUGAGACUGCCAGAAAUUGAGGAUAGAAAGUCCGACGGCAUCCUGUACCGCUUCUUCAAGAAAGUCUACGCUCCUCUCAUCCUCAAGGAGUGGCUCCGACCGCUCAUCGUGGCGGUGUUUGUGGGGAUGCUGUCCUUCAGCAUUGCUGCAGUCAACAAGGUGCAAAUCGGGCUGGACCAGAAGUUAUCCAUGCCUGAUGACUCCUACGUUCUGGACUACUUCAAGAACCUGAGCGAGUACCUCCACACCGGAGCUCCUGUGUACUUCGUGGUGGAGGACGGUCUGGAUUACAACAGUCUGGACGGCCAGAACGCCGUGUGUGGCGGAGUGGGUUGUAACAACAACUCUCUGGUCCAACAAGUCUACACCGCCUCUCUCAUCAGCAACUACACAACCAUCGCCUACACGCCGUCCUCCUGGCUGGAUGAUUACUUCGACUGGAUCAAGCCGCAGUCGACCUGCUGCCGUUUCUACAACUCGACCGGAGAUUUCUGCAACGCCUCAGUGAUCAACCAAACCUGCGUGUCGUGUCGACCUAUGACGGCUGCUGGGAAGGAGAGGCCCGUCGGAGACGACUUCAUGCGGUUUCUGCCCAUGUUCUUGUCCGACAAUCCCAACCCCAAGUGUGGAAAAGGUGGCCACGCCGCUUACGCCACAGCCGUGGACCUGAAGCCCAACAACAGCGGAGUGGGGGCCACGUACUUCAUGACCUACCACACCAUCCUGAAGGAGUCCCCGGACUUCAUCGAUGCUCUGAAAAUGGGUCGAAUGGUGGCCAAGAACAUCAGUCAGUCCAUCAACCACACGGUUUUUGCCUACAGCGUCUUCUACGUCUUCUACGAGCAGUACCUCACCAUCGCCUACGACACGGCGCUCAACCUGGGCUUGUCGCUGGCCGCCAUAUUUGUGGUGACCACGGUGCUGCUGGGCUUCGAGCUUUGGUCUGCUGUGAUGGUCAGCAUCACCAUCGCCAUGAUCCUGGUGAACAUGUUCGGGGUCAUGUGGCUCUGGGACAUCAGCCUCAACGCCGUGUCUCUGGUCAACUUGGUGAUGAGCUGCGGCAUCUCGGUGGAGUUCUGCAGCCACAUCGUCCGGGCCUUCUCCAUCAGCAUGAAGAGCAGCAGAGCGGAGCGGGCCGAGGAGGCUCUGGCCCACAUGGGCAGCUCUGUUUUCAGUGGAAUCACGUUAACUAAAUUCGGAGGAAUCGUAAUCCUGGCGUUUUCCAAGUCGCAGAUCUUCCAGGUCUUCUACUUCCGGAUGUACCUGGCCAUCGUGCUGCUGGGGGCGGCGCACGGCCUCAUCUUCCUCCCCGUCUUACUCAGCUAUAUCGGUCCGCCCACCAACAAAGCCAAGGUUGUAGCCGCCAACAGGCGCUACGUCGGCACAGAGAAAGAACGCCUCCUCAAGUACUAGCAGCUGCUCAGCAGGACGAACAAUGAACUCACUGUUGGUCUGAGCGGGACUGCGUGGGCCGCUGACCACUUCAUCAUCAUCAUCCUCAUCAUGGCGGCGUCUAACUCAGGAUCCGGGACGGGGACUUUUCUGCUCACUAACAAGCGAAGACUUUGGAGCUCCUCUUCCUCACACUACAGCUGACUCGAGCGGCUCGGAUCAGAACUAUCGAUAGGAGCUUAUGGGUUUGAGAAAAGGGUGAAACUGGUCAGUUUUUAUAGAAAUGUGCUUUGACCAUAAAAAACUGAUUUUUAAAGCUUUACUUUUGUAUAACUUUGAUAUAGGAAACCAGGAGGAGCAUCGAGGAACACCAAACAUUAGUUUCUAUUAUAAAAAAAACUAGAUUGAAGUUUUUUUUUAAUUUUUAGACGUAUUUUCAUCCACUUUUUGUGGACUAAUUCCUCAUUUCAUUCCAGAACGUCGUAUAUUUGAUUGUGUCAGCAGGAUUGGACUGUUGGAGUUUCAUAGUUACUGAAUUCACAAACUUUACACGGAAAACCUCAAACAAAUGACUUUACGAUAGUCUAAUACUGUAAAAGGAUUUACAGUACAUUUUUAUUUCUUUGCCUUUUAAGUUAUUUUUUAACUUUAACAUUUUGUUGUUAAAUAUUUUCUUUUAGCCAACUAAUCUGUACAUUUCUAAAUAAAAAAAUGGUUCCAACUCUUAAACUGGAAAACAAGUUGAAGUUCAAGCAGGUUUGACCUAAAAAUCGACUUUUUUCUUGUAAUUUUAGCUUUUGUUUCUUUUUUGAUUUAACCAAAUUUGUCAAAGAAGAGUUAAAAACUGGAUGUAAAGAAGAAGAAAUGAUCUGUGCUUCUAGCAGUGCUGUGCAUUGAUUUAUGAAGAAUGUGGAAAAAAGCAAAAACAGAAGGAACUAUUUAGUUUUUAACAAUUUUAACACAAUAAAAGCAAAAAAAAGGAAAAG
This is a messenger RNA of Oryzias melastigma (Indian medaka), 4968 nucleotides long. It is a transcript of the gene npc1, whose product is annotated as Niemann-Pick disease, type C1. The record is from RefSeq and is a predicted model, not a curated record. NCBI's taxonomy places the organism in Eukaryota, Metazoa, Chordata, Actinopteri, Beloniformes, Adrianichthyidae. The transcript has 25 exons. Gene Ontology annotation, cellular component: membrane. Bases 194 to 4003 code for a protein of 1269 amino acids. Gene Ontology annotation, molecular function: lipid carrier activity.